AUGUCUGAAUACGAUAUCGAAAAACAAACUGGAGUAAAAGCUGAGGGCCUCUCCUCCUCAACCUCCCUCGAAUACCCUCGCCAUGGCUCUGUUGAAGACAUUGUCCAGACUCACCCGGACAACCUCUUCUUCCGAAUCCUCAAACACCUGAAGGCUGAGAUUCGAGGUAUCGACCGAGUCCCUGAGGAGGAAAAGACUGACAACAGUAUCUGGAACGCCGCUUCCAUGUGGUUCUCCGCUAACUUUGUUAUCGCUUCUUUCGCUCUCGGUGGCCUUGGUGUCUCCGUUUUCCAGCUGCAUUUCAUCGACUCUCUUCUUACCAUCAUCUUCUUCAACAUUCUCGGUAUGGCCCCCGUUGCCUUUUACUCUUGCUUCGGCCCCAAGUUUGGUCUCCGACAAAUGGUUCUUUCUCGAUACUGGUUUGGAUACCAGGGUGUUCGAUUCCUUGCAUUUUUCAACUGUAUCGCUUGUAUCGGCUGGGGUACAGUCAACACAAUCGUGUCUGCUCAGAUGCUCCACACUGUCAACCAUGGUGGACUUCCCGUUCCCGUGGCUAUUGUUAUCGUCUCUCUUCUGACAUUCUGUGUCUCCUUCAUGGGUUACCACUUCAUCCACCAUUACGAGAAGUGGGCCUGGGUUCCCAACGCUGUUGUCUUCCUCAUCAUUGCUAUUCAGAUGGGACGAUCUCACGCCUUUGAGUGGGGAACUAUGGAUGUCGGAACUUCUGAAGCUGCUAACGUUCUCUCUUUCGGUGGAGCAGUCUUCGGUUUCGCUACUGGAUGGUGCCCCUCCGCCGCUGACUACACAGUGUAUAUGCCCAAGAAGACUUCAUCCGUCAAGGUUUUCUGCGCUCUCAUGUUGGGUCUCGGUACCCCUCUGAUCUGUGUCAUGACUCUUGGUGCUGCCUGCAUGACUGGUAUCCGAACUACUCCCCGAUUCAACGAUGGAUACAACAAGAACGGUAUUGGAGGACUUGUCUUUGAGAUCCUCGUCACUGACUCUCUCCACGGAUUUGGCCAGUUCUGUAUCGUCGUUCUUGCUCUUUCUACUGUUGCCAACAACAUUCCCAACAUGUACUCUCUUGGUCUCUCUGCCCAGACUAUCUGGUCCAAGUUCAAGCUUGUCCCCCGAGCUGCUUGGGCUAUUCUCGGAAACGGUGCUGUCAUCGGUAUCUCUAUUGCCGCUUACUACGCCUUUGAGGAGUUCAUUGACAACUUCAUGAACAUUAUCGGCUACUGGUUGGCCGUUUACACUGCCAUUAACCUGUCUGCCCACUUCUUCUGGAUUGGAGGUUUCAAGGGCUAUAACCCUGACAUCCACAAGGAUCAUACCCUUGCCCGUCUCUUACGCUGCUAUGUUUUCUUUCUGUGUCGGAAUUGCUGGAGCAGUUCUUGGUAUGGAUCAGGUCUGGUACACUGGUCCCAUUGGUAA
Molecule: messenger RNA, 1431 nt
Organism: Yarrowia lipolytica CLIB122
Lineage: Eukaryota; Fungi; Ascomycota; Dipodascomycetes; Dipodascales
Biological process (GO): cytosine transport; transmembrane transport
Cellular component (GO): plasma membrane; fungal-type vacuole membrane
Molecular function (GO): nucleobase transmembrane transporter activity
Source: RefSeq, a predicted model, not a curated record